CCUGUAACAAUCUACUACUACUGCACGGCAUUGCUGCCCGGUGACAAUUGUGAUCAUACUACCCUGUUGCUCAAGGACAAAUCUGCCACAAUGUAACAGACAUAGGGUUAAAUAAGUGACAACCCUGUAGUUAUCUGCUACAUGAAACUAACAGUGGAUAGGUAACAAUCCUGUAGUAACCUGCUAAUUGAAACUAACUGUGCAUAGGUGACAAUCCUAUAGUAAACUGCUAAAUGAAAUUGUGGAUAGGUGACAAUCCUGCAGUAAACAAGUACUACAUGAUACUGCUGAUUGGUGGCAAUCCUGUAACAUUGUUUGGGGGGUGACAACCCUGCUACGAUCUACCACAUGAUUGUCUUGUUCAGAGACAUUUCUGACAAGUCGACACAGCAAGAUGUGGGGAAGAGGAAAACGACAGAGGAAUAAAAAUUACCCUAGUGGCAGCGGCGGUGGUGGAGGAGCAUUCCGCUCGCCCGCCAUGCGAAACGAUAACGAGCUGGAAGGGUUCGUAUCCAUCCUGCACACCAGCGGGGAUAAUUAUGUUCCCAUCAGGGACUCGAGCGCAGAUCACAUGAAAUAUACGAGCGUCUCGGCCAAGUCGGGAAUGGUUCCUGAGCACCGGUACACGAUGGUGAGGAGCCGGCACCACGGCCGCCACCACCACCACCACAGCUACCAGGAGUACAACACGCAGCGCUCCGCCAUCAGCCUCAUCGCCGAGCUGGGCUCGGAGAGCAACGCCCACGGCCUGGCCAAGAUCGUCACGUCACGUGACACCAAGCGGAAGGUCAUCUGGGCGCUGAUGGUCAUCAUCGGUUUCACGGCGGCCACGCUGCAGCUUUCGCUCCUGGUGCGGAAGUACCUGCAGUUCCAGGUGGUCGAGCUGUCCGAGAUUAAAGACAGCAUGCCCGUGGAGUACCCGUCGGUGACUAUCUGCAACAUCGAGCCCAUCUCGCUGAGGAAGAUUCGGAAGGCGUACAAUAAGAACGAGAGUCAGAACUUGAAAGACUGGCUCAACUUCACGCAGACGUUUCACUUCAAGGAUAUGUCUUUCAUGAACAGCAUCCGCGCGUUCUACGAGAAUUUGGGCUCGGACGCCAAGAAGAUCAGCCAUGACCUCCGUGACCUACUCAUUCACUGCCGGUUCAAUCGAGAAGAGUGCACGACGGAGAACUUCACGUCCUCCUUCGACGGGAACUACUUCAACUGCUUCACUUUCAACGGAGGCCAGUUACGAGAUCAGCUACAGAUGCACGCCACUGGUCCGGAAAACGGGCUCUCGCUCAUCAUAUCUAUAGAGAAAGAUGAACCGCUUCCCGGGACGUACGGAGUAUACAAUUUCGAGAACAACAUCCUACACAGCGCCGGCGUACGCGUGGUGGUGCACGCCCCGGGUUCCAUGCCCAGCCCGGUGGACCACGGCUUCGACAUCCCGCCCGGGUACUCAUCCUCUGUUGGUCUGAAAGCUCUGCUCCACACGCGCCUUUCCGAGCCGUACGGCAACUGCACCGAGGACUCACUCGAGGGAAUCCAGACGUACCGCAACACAUUCUUCGCCUGCCUGCAGCUGUGUAAGCAGAGGAGGCUCAUUAGGGAGUGUAAGUGUAAGUCCUCGGCCCUUCCGGAUUUAAGCGUGGAGAACAUCACAUUCUGCGGAGUCAUUCCGGACUGGAAAGAUAUACGGAGAAACGUCACAGGAGAGUACAAGAUGAACCAGACAAUCCCCACCAUCUCCUUGGCGUGUGAGGCGCGCGUGCAGAAACAGCUCAACAACGACCGCUCCUACGAGACGGAAUGCGGCUGCUACCAGCCUUGUAGCGAGACGUCAUACCUCAAGUCAGUCUCCCUCUCCUACUGGCCCCUGGAGUUUUAUCAGCUCAGCGCGUUAGAGAGAUUCUUCAGCCAGAAGAACCCGACGGACCAGCAGCACUUCAUGAAGAUUGCCCAAGACUUUCUGUCCCGCCUAGCGCACCCACAGCAGCAGGCCCUGGCCCGCAACAACAGUCACGACAAGGACAUCCUCACUACCAGCUACUCGCUCUCCGAGAAAGAGAUGGCCAAAGAGGCCUCGGAUCUUAUACGCCAGAACCUGCUCAGGCUCAAUAUAUACCUUGAGGACCUGAGCGUGGUGGAGUACCGCCAGCUCCCCGCCUACGGGCUGGCCGACCUGUUCGCGGACAUCGGCGGCACACUGGGCCUGUGGAUGGGCAUCUCCGUGCUGACCAUCAUGGAGCUCAUGGAGCUUAUCAUCCGCCUCUUCGCGCUCAUCUUCAACGCCGAGCGGGAGGUGCCCAAAGCGCCCGUGCACAGCAGCAACAACGGCGGAGGCGGCGGCGGCGACGGACAGCACAACUUCGCCAACGGAGACGUGGAGCACGAGCGGGACACGCACUUCCCCGACCUCGGCUCCAGCGAUUUCGAUUUUCGCCGCGGCGGCGGGAUAG
Aplysia californica (California sea hare) is the source of this 2444-nucleotide messenger RNA. Its product is annotated as FMRFamide-activated amiloride-sensitive sodium channel. The record is from RefSeq and is a predicted model, not a curated record. Gene Ontology annotation, biological process: sodium ion transmembrane transport. Lineage: Eukaryota; Metazoa; Mollusca; Gastropoda; Aplysiida; Aplysiidae. Gene Ontology annotation, molecular function: ligand-gated sodium channel activity. Gene Ontology annotation, cellular component: membrane.